This is a messenger RNA of Pundamilia nyererei, 2102 nucleotides long. It is a transcript of the gene mpl, whose product is annotated as MPL proto-oncogene, thrombopoietin receptor. NCBI's taxonomy places the organism in Eukaryota, Metazoa, Chordata, Actinopteri, Cichliformes, Cichlidae. The transcript is spliced from 12 exons. The record is from RefSeq and is a predicted model, not a curated record. Gene Ontology annotation, molecular function: protein binding; cytokine receptor activity. Gene Ontology annotation, biological process: cytokine-mediated signaling pathway. Bases 90 to 1994 code for a protein of 634 amino acids. Gene Ontology annotation, cellular component: external side of plasma membrane.
ACAGCGUACACACUGUAUAUACACAAGCCCGCACCGGUGUUAAUUUGAUGGCCAUGGUGGUUUAGAAUUUCACAGCGCCUCAAUUCAAGAUGAAUUUCCUCUACAGAUUGGGAAUUUUCCUUAAUAUUCUGUGGAUACAAGCUUUCUUUGUGCCUGGAUUACAGUGUAAUCUGUCAGAGGAAGAUGUUUUGUUCUUGAAGGAUGAGCCUAAUCCAAAGUGUUUCUCUCGGACAACAUUGGAUUUCACCUGCUUCUUCGAGACUGCAGACAACAGGACUUAUAAUUUGUUCUACUCUAUAGACUCUCCAGCGCAGAGGUGUGAAUUAUCCGUCCAGAGAACAGAGAAGGGAACUUUGCUGCACAUCUGCUCUUUACCUGAAGUUAUGUGGUUUGUUGACUGCAUCCUUACAGUCACUGAAUCCUUUACGAACGCCACCAUCUACACUCGGACUGUCUUUAUGAACGAUCAUGUUCUUUUAGAUCCACCAGUUAAUCUGUCUUUACACCCAAAUGGCCAAGUGGGACAGCUGAAUCCUUCAUGGACUUCAAACAUAAAAGACGUACUAGUGAAGUACAGAAUUGAGUACUCCUCUGAGGUCCUUUACAAGGAGUUAGAUCUAGAGAAAGAGGACAUACUGGAUUCUCUGAAAGAAGGCGAGGAGGUUAAAGUGCAAGUCGCUAUUAAACCUGAUUCACCUUUUGAUGGCUUUUGGAGCAGGUGGUCAGAUCCUGCGCGAGCUGUGGUCCCCCAAAGUGCAGAUGACACUGCACUUUUAUGCUUCACCUCUGACCUGAAAAAUGUCACCUGCCACUGGAAUUCGAGCAAAUAUGAUAAAAACAACUUUGGACUUUUUUACCAAAUCCUUCACAGCAAGACCUCGAGGUGGACGAGUUGGACUGAAUGUGUGGCUGAUGAGAAAAUCACUGACCAGUGUUGUUUCCAUGGAGGAGAGUCCAGGGAAGUCAGGGUCAAGCUCACAAACAUCUCAGGUCCAAAAAGGAGGACUUUCUACACUGGAGCAUUUACACUCAGCAACUCCAUCAAAACAUCCCCACCAAGUCAUCUGAAAAGAAUCCUCAAGAAAGAUAAGUUUUGCUUGAAAUGGGACGCUCCUCUUCCGUCACUGUCAAAUUACCUACAGUAUGAAUUUGACCACCAGCUGAAAGAAUAUGAAGGAUGGAAGUAUUUCCGUCCAGAGAUAGUAAAGGGCCCUAAGACAGAAGCAUGUGUUGAGGUUCCAGCAGGCAGCCAGUACAGAGUCAGGGUCAGAGCUAAACCCGCUGGGCAAAUUUACUCUGGCUUCUGGAGUGACUGGUCCAAUGUGUUCACUGGUGAAAACCCCCGUGACUCCCUCAGUUACACAGGCGUGUUGCUCAUCGUGUGUAUCCCAGUGUUUAUACUGAUAACAGCCACCAUCAGCACCAUCGUGUGUGCCCUGCACAUCAGGAAAGUCAAGCAGUAUUUUUGGCCACCAAUUCCAAACCCUGAGAAAGUCUUGCAAGGCUAUCUGACAGAGAUCAACACGCAGAAAAGGGAUCAUCCUGUUCUAGAAAAGCUGUGCUCCGAGGAAAACACUACAUCUGUAGUGGAGAUCAUGUCUGAAGUAGAGGUUUCCGAGUUUAGGAAGCCGUCAGAAGAAUUCGCCGAGCUCCUGUCAUCAGAAGGGAGCUUCACCAGCAGCGAACUGGUAGAUGGAAGCCCGGGGACAGAAAUCUUUCCAGACUACGUGACUCUCAACAAAGACAGUAUCUUUCUCUGCUCACCAGCAAACAUUUACAUACAUGAGCAUGUGACAGAGAAAGGAAACCAUGAGAUAGGAGAUGAGUACCUUCCCACGUGUUCCUGCUCUGAUGGCUCCGUCUGCUUCUCACCUUGCUUAUGCAGUGACCUUCUUAACCAUUCAUAUUUGCCUCUGGCAGAGCCUGCAGAAAAAUUCAGCUGCAAGGUCAUUGCUGCAAGGAGUCCCGGAAACAUCUAUACUAACUUUCCAUAAGAAGAACAAAAAGUGUAGCAAGUGUUUUUUUUGUUUGUUUGUUUCCAUCAGUGCAAAUCUUCUGUACAGUAAUCUCUGCACUUUGUACUGUUUGGCUGUAAAAAAAAA